AUGCAGAUUUUCGUCAAGACUCUGACGGGUAAGACCAUCACCCUUGAGGUGGAGUCCUCGGACACCAUCGACAACCAGCGCCUCAUCUUCGCCGGCAAGCAGCUCGAGGACGGCCGCACGCUCUCGGACUACAACAUCCAGAAGGAGUCGACCCUCCACCUCGUGCUCCGUCUGCGUGGUGGUAUCAUUGAGCCCUCGCUCAAGGUGCUCGCCGGCAAGUACAACUGCGACAAGCAGAUUUGCCGCAAGUGUUACGCCCGUCUCCCUCCUCGUGCUACCAACUGCCGUAAGCGCAAGUGCGGUCACUCGUCGCAGCUCCGACCCAAGAAGAAGUUGAAGUAA
Molecule: messenger RNA, 342 nt
Organism: Moesziomyces aphidis
Lineage: Eukaryota; Fungi; Basidiomycota; Ustilaginomycetes; Ustilaginales; Ustilaginaceae
Source: the annotation of a GenBank genome assembly